AUUUAGGAGGAACCCAAUAAGGGAAAAUGAGGUGCUCCUCAUUCAAGGUUUUUUCCCUAAUUUUUCCUUAUCUUUUUCAUCUCAUUGCUUCUCUCAACGGUGCAAAAGAGAAGGCAUUUUUAUUAUCCGAGAAUCAGAUAUGAUUUACAAGUUGUUAGUUUUCUAUCUUCAACGAAAUGGAGCAAAUAACAGAAGCAAAUGCGAGUUCUUCUCAAGAAUAUGAUCCUUCCACUCCUUUUUCAUCAAUGGAAAGUCCUACUAAUCCAGAACCUCUUACUUCGCCAUUCGUCAAUGAAACAAUUCAUUCUCCUCAUCAGCAAUGCGAAACAAAGGAUUCUAUAAUGUUGGUUCCAGAAACUUCUAUGUUGGAUACAUCGAUAAGUCCCGAAUCUGAACCAGACCAAUCAGAAGAUACGAAUUCUAUCGCAGUUGCUGAGCACUUAAAAGAUGUCGAGUUAGGUCGAGGCCUUAUUGAUACUGCAGCGCCUUUUGAAUCUGUUCGCGAGGCUGUAAGUAAGUUCGAGAGUAUUGUUGAUUGGAAAGCUCAGAAGGCCAUAAUUUUGGAGAGGCGCGAGAAUGUCGAACUCGAACUCAAGAAGGCGCAGGAAGAAAUUCCGGAGUACAAAAGUAAACUAGAAGCUGCAGGAGCAGCUAAAGCAGAAGCACUGAAGGACCUUGAUAGCGCCAAGAGACACAUGGAUGAACUUAAACUAAGCCUGGAAAAGUCCGAAACGCAAGAAACUCAAGCCAAGCAGGAUUCAGAACUCGCCGAGCUCCGCUUCGAAGAGAUGAAAAAAGGAAUCACCGGUAAGGAGAGCUUUGCAGCAAAGGCGCAAUUAGCACUCGCCAAAGAGAGGCAUUCGAAAGCUGUUUCGGAUUUGGUAUCGGUAAGAGAAGAGAUAGAAUCUCUCCAUGGUGAGUACAUUUCUUUAGUUAGUGAGAGGGAUAUUGCAAUAAGAAAAGCUGAAGAGGCUAUUGAUAAGUCUAUAGAGAUUGAGAAAGUUGUUGAGGAUCUUACUCUGGAGCUGAUCACAAUGAAGGAAUUGUUGGAUUCUGCACAUUCUGAACACCUUGAAGUAGAGGAGCAAAGAAUUAACUUUGCACUGGAUUGGGAUACAGAGAAUAAUACAUUGGAGAGUGAUCUUAGAAAAGCUGAAGGGGAAAUGCGACAGCUUAGCGAACAGCUUUUAUCGGCAAAUGAUCUUAAGUCGAGAUUCGAAACGGCUUCUACAUUGUUGCUUAAUCUAACAGCUGAGGUAGCUUCUUAUGUGAAAAGAGAAGUUUAUAAAGAUCAAGAAGGACCAACUAAUGAUAGUGACAGGAUAAGCCUACAAGUGAAGUUAGUGGCGGCCCAAAACGAGCUCAAGGAAGUAAAAGCUAAAACCGAGAGGUCGAAAUCCAAAGUGGAUCAUUUACGAGCCGUGGCUUCUGCUUUGAGAGCUGAUAUCGAAAGAAUGAAGGCAGCUGAGGGCUUCCACAAUGGCAUUGCACUUCCGGUAGAAUACUACAACACGAUUUGCAAGAAAGCCCGUGAGGCCGAGGAAAUUCGCAACAAGAGGGUCAUAUCUGCGAUCGAGCAAAUUGAGGUAGCAAGGAAAUCUGAAUCAAAAAUUAAAGAGAAGUUACGGGAAACAAAUAUGAAGAUCGAAGGGAUAACGAGAACGAUGAGAACUGCUUUGGACAAGGCGGAGAAAGCGAAGGAAGGGAAAUUGGCUUUAGAGACAGAGCUGAGGCAGCAGAGAGCAGAAUAUGAAUUGCGAAGAAGAGGAGGAACUGUUCCUGCUAUAUCUAAUUUGGAAAGAAACGAUGCGGAAAACUCUACAAAUUUUGCGAAAAUGCGUAGGAGAUCCUUCUUUCCGCAGGUAGUCAUGUUUUUGGCAAGAAGGAAAGCUCAGUCUUUGAGGUAAUGCAUUGCAUCACUUUGUUCUUUUUAUAUGGUAAUAAGAAUUCAGAACAAUUAUCAUAAAUUUAAGUGUUACAAUUUGGUAUUAUAUCUUGAAUCCUUGAGAGCUGUUCAUAAAUGAUUGCAGCCACUAUGCGCAUUUUUGUUGUUAUCUUUCUCGUCCAAGCUGUAGAUCUGUUAUGUUCUCUUUCAAAAUUUAGUCAAAAGAUUGAGCUUUUAUCAUUCUUGUCCAAUUGUUUAAUGCAUAG
This is a messenger RNA of Ananas comosus (pineapple), 2151 nucleotides long. RefSeq names its product protein WEAK CHLOROPLAST MOVEMENT UNDER BLUE LIGHT 1-like. The transcript is spliced from 3 exons. Bases 177 to 1907 code for a protein of 576 amino acids. The record is from RefSeq and is a predicted model, not a curated record. NCBI's taxonomy places the organism in Eukaryota, Viridiplantae, Streptophyta, Magnoliopsida, Poales, Bromeliaceae.